Molecule: messenger RNA, 7791 nt
Organism: Nomia melanderi (Alkali bee)
Lineage: Eukaryota; Metazoa; Arthropoda; Insecta; Hymenoptera; Halictidae
Gene: Gdap2
Product: ganglioside induced differentiation associated protein 2
Source: RefSeq, a predicted model, not a curated record
GUUUAGAGCGUCAGUGUAUCGCUGACUUCCGAAGAGAACGCGUCGGUUAGUCAUUCCCCGGGCAUUUUAAGGACUACGUAAUAUUCACGCUUAAUUGCCACUAUGUGUUAACACAUUGCGUACGCGUCACAACAUUCCUAGUGUGAGUGAGGUUUGAAUCAGCACUGUGUGGUAUUCAUUUGAAUAUUAAUAAGACCGUGCAUUCUCCGGAAAGGUACUCUCUGCUUCCGAUCCACUUCUGAAUGAGGCUCAUGGAACCCUUGGGUGUCGCCCAGGACGUGGUGGAGACGGGCGCAUUGAAAAGAUGGUCCGACUUCCCUGUCCAGCACAGAUUCACAGACUACACCAAUUCAAUUGGAGAACCAUCGCAUCACACCAUCAGCCCAUUUCCAUGCCAGCCGGCGCUCAACAACAAACUUACGCUAUGGACCGGAGACAUUUCCGUUUUGCAAGUGGACGCGGUGGUGAACUCGACCAACGAAACUAUGGAUGACAACAGUCCUAUGUGCCAAAGAAUAUUUGCUGGGGCUGGUUCACCGCUGAAGAUGGAAAUAUUUAACGAAGUAAAAGAGUGCAAAACUGGUGAAAUUCGAGUGACACAGGGGCACGGAUUGCCAGCUCGUUUUAUUAUCCACACUGUUGGACCAGUCUACAACGUGAAAUACCAGACAGCUGCCCAGAACACGUUACACUGUUGCUACAGAAACGUUCUGCAAAAAGCACGAGAGCUUGGGCUACGUACAAUAGCGCUGCCAGUAAUUAAUUCGGUGCGAAGAAAUUAUCCCCCUGAUGCCGGAGCGCAUAUCGCUCUAAGAACAAUAAGAAGAUUUCUGGAACAGUACGGCGACUCUAUAACGUGCAUCGUGUUCGUCCUGGAGCCGUGCGAUCUCGGUAUCUACGAAGUCCUUCUUCCACUCUAUUUCCCGAGAAAUUUAGCAGAGCAAGACAAUGCCUGUUGGCAGCUGCCGAGCGACAUUGGCGGUAUGGACGGAGAACCCCUGCUUCCUGACCGACAAAUCAGAAUCAUCGACAAUCCUCAACACGCUUUGCACGGCGACGAGAGCGUAGAAUUGUCUACGCAAUUAGAAACAUCUGUAAACAUCGGCGAACACGCGUUUGCACAGAUGCAGGGCGAUUUGGAUCGGCAGAGACUUCUGGGGGAAAGACCGCCUGCCGAUCCGCUCGCAGAUAUUAUGCUGAAGCAGAUGCAGCAAAAAGAAAGAUACGAAAGGCUCCUCAGAAGGGCGAAGACAGAGGAUCUGUCUGAAGUUUCCGGGAUCGGUUGCCUCUACCAAAGCGGCGUCGACCGUCAGGGCCGACCAGUCGUCGUUUUCGUUGGCAAAUGGUUCCCCGCCACUAAGAUCAAUCUAGACAAGGCGCUGCUGUACCUCAUACAGUUGCUGGACCCGAUUGUCAAAGGCGACUACGUUAUUGCUUAUUUCCAUACGUUAACGACUAACAGCAACUACCCCAGCUUACACUGGUUGCGGGAAGUUUACAACGUGCUUCCUUACAAAUAUAAGAAGAACCUGAAACAAUUCUAUAUUAUCCAUCCAACUUUCUGGACCAAGAUGAUGACGUGGUGGUUCACAACGUUCAUGGCCCCGGCAAUCAAGCAGAAAGUUCACAGUUUGCCGGGCGUGGAAUAUCUCUACGAAGUGAUGUCGCCGGAACAGCUAGAAAUCCCAGCGUAUAUCACAGAAUAUGACAUGACGAUAAACGGCAUGAGGUACUACCAGCCGGAUCCGAUCCCGUCGUCACCGUCUACGUCCACGUAACUCCCGACAAGACUUCAAAUCCCAUCUAGCGAAGGAUCACUGGACCGAACGAAGCCAGGCCGGCUGUCCCACGAGAUGAUAGCGCGAUUACACUCGCGCGUGUUCCUCGACUGAUCACCGUGCGCGCAGCUUCCGCAGUAUUUUCGCGUGCUGAGUACCUGGGACAUAUCCAGUCCCGCAACAAUCGAUAGAAGAACGAGCUGGCGCGCCGCUGUGCUGCACGGGCACGAUUCCCGUCGCGAUUCCCCGAAGCCGGCGGGAACCAUCUGGCCGCUUCGUCGAAGUGCCUCGUAACGGAAGAACACGAUGCGAAUCGUCGUCGAGAACGAUCGCCGGGAACGAUCGAGAAACGAAUCAUCCCCCCGGACACCAACCGCCUGGCGACGCCGUUAAAGGCCAAGGGUCUUCGUCGAGUAAUUUGGUCCUAUGUCGGUGCUGAACGAUCAAUUCCGUUUGUCCGGAUGAACAGACGGACAGACACGCGAAACGUAAACGUAUAACCGCACGCGAACGGCGAGGCAAACUGGAAAAGAUCGAUCGCGGAGGGAUAUUGUUAUUCGCUCGGAGGCGAAUAUCCGGCUGCCAAAACACCAAUAAUCAGUAUUGUCGUCGCGUCGUCGUCGUCGCGUUGUUGGCUGAUCGGAGGCGUCCGCGACACACCGUUCCCUGUUCUUGUAUAUAAGUACGAUGUUACGCCGCUCGUCCACGUGGACGACGAUUCGCCGACGGUCAAUGUAGCGCGGAGGAGUUAUCGACGACGGCGGCGACGAAACCGGGAUUAAACUGACGGCUUAACAUGCAAAACUGUCGAUCGCUUUUCUGUUAUUUUCUUAUCCAUCGUUAUACAGCGAAGAGCGGCGUCUAUAUUCGACUUAUUGUACAUCGUAUUUUAUUAUGUAACGUCGAUGACGAGCGCGCGGUGUUUUCGAUGAUGCGCCUCGUGAUCGACGGUGUGACCGAUCGGCUGAACGGAAGCGUUUACAGAGCUCUGGUUCCUUGCGUGGCGUUACGGCUUCGGUUGUUUAGCGACGAGCACAUUCGGUCGCGAUUCCGGGUGUCGAUGAUGAAUCAUUUGAACGAGCGCAUUCGAUCGUUGCUCGUACACGGUGGAGAGGAAUUAUUGUAUCUCUGUUGCACCCUGUACAACCCGCUCGAGGCUUCGAGUAACUGUCCGUCGUUGGGAUUAUUCGUUUUCGAGUUCCAGUCGAUUUUGUAUUUUUCAUGAAUUCCUUCGUUCUUCUCAGUGCCCGCUGUAUUUUCUAUAUGUUGGUCCGAUACGAUUGAGUAACGAGCAGUCUCGACUUCGAUUUUCAAUAAUAAAAUUCCCCGCUGUAACUUCCCCGAUUUAUAUAAACGAACUGCCAUCUUGUAUUGCGGGAGCCUGGCGAAUCCACUGGCUCCCGCGCUUUCUCUCUUCCACGCUUUUAACUGGUUGUUGAACGGAAAAAUGAAAUUGUUCGGACGUUGAAAGUUUUUAUAAUACAGUGAUGUUGAUGGAGACCAACGAGAAAAGGAUUUCCGAGUGAGUGCUGACGAAGCUUUCUCGGCUUUUCAUCGGUGAUUCGAUGUCAUAUCUGUCUCGAACUCAAUUUGUACCUUUUUCUUAAUGUAUUAAUUAUCACGAUCAGUUAAUAGUUUUGUUCAUUGUUCUAUGUUUAGUAAAGUGUCUUAUCAACGCCUUCCAAUAAUCAGCAUUGAUCAGCGCAUCUCUUUUUUCACACGCUAAAUAAUCGAAUCGUUGAAGGCAGAUAUUAAGCGCUGUCGACAGCAGCGAGCAGGAAACGAUAGCUCCCAAUCGAUUCAUCGUCGACACGGAAUAAUCAAUUUCUGAAAGGGUAAAAUGGAGCUGAUCGCCGAGGUCGUAAUCGUGGUUCAAUUCUAGAUUAGAAGAAGCAAUAAACUUAAGAGCUUUCUCGCGGCACAUAUACAUACACAUAUGUAUAUUUCGGGAGACAGAAUCGUUAUACUCGUUGUUAAGCAUUUUUAGCGUUCGAAGAGAAAAAAAAAAUGAGAAAGAAAGUUGAUAUAUAUACAUACGUGUUAACCGGCGUCGAUUAGCCCAUUUCUUUAAUUUUCGUCUCGCAUCGUUAUUCACCCCGUGAUUAUACCCCAUGUUUCAUCCGACGAUCGAUAAUGGCGGUUUCUAUCAUACGGCGAACCAAAAUCGAGUUGAUUUUUAACCCUUCGCGGUCCCGUAAACUAUUUAAUAUAUAGUUAUAUUGAAUAUUAAAGCAUUAAUGUACUGUAAGUAAUGAAAGAAAAAGAAGAAAAAAAUACACACACACACAUACACAUACACAUACACACACACAUAUAUAUAUAUAUAUAUAUAUAAAUAUACGAUGUAUAUUUUGUUCUGGAUAGUGGAUUCGAAGGACCCCAAAGGGUUAGAACGCAAGACAAUGGGUUAAUUGACUCCCUCGGUCGGAGAUAUGCGUGUAACCACGUGACUUUUGUGUGACCUUACUUCUGAAUAGUACGUGCUUGAUCGUCGAAAUACCUUUUUUUAUUACGUUUUUAUUGCUUUGGUAAUGCUACGUUAGAUAUUUGUAUUAUACGAUGACAGUACACUGUGAUUUGUUAAUGAAAAUGAAAAAAAUAAUAGGAGGAUAUAUGAUUGAGACUCUGAAAACCGAAUGAUUUUUUGUACUUUCCCCUGGGUUUCUGGCACCGAGUUGUUAUUCCGGUGCUGCGAACGACCUUGUGCGGUGAGAAAUGUUGAUUUCAAUUGAAUUAAGUGGAACUGUAAAGCAUGUACGACUACGUAAGAAUCGAUUUGAUUAGAUUCAAUCAGAUUAAUCGAGAACAUCGUUCGAUAAACAAAAAUGAAACGUACGCUUCGUGAGUGUGAGAAUGUCGCUACUUAAUACAUCGUUACAUUCUUGCCGCGGGAAAUGUAACAAAUAAUAUUACUCCAAUUUUUCAAUAGUCUACCGAAAACAAUGAAUUCUCUGUUAAUCGAAUUUCCGUCGAAUAAAAGACGAUCCUUCGUUGUUUUAGUCUAGCAUACUUUACAAUUCUACAACAGUUUCAUUAAAGUCAGAGUUUUCACACAUCAGAAGCUUUUCCUGUUAGUGAAAUUUAACCUUGGACAUCCGCACAGGGUUUCUGCCAAAUGAUCCAGUUUUAUUAAUGGAAGGAUCAAUCUCGCGAAACUUCAUCCUCGAAUUUCAUUGAACCAAUAUACGUGUGAAACGAGCGGCUUGACGACGAUCGACAGAUCCGCGUAUCAAUGCUAACUCGGUUUCGCGUGAAACUAUAUUUUACGUUUAACGACCUCACUGUCCGUCCCUGACAAUCGUUUAUAGUAAGUAGAAUCGUCGCGUAACGCGUCGUCCAAGCAUCCUCGUCAUCGUUGUCAUCCAUAUCUCGAAAACGAACCUGUGUUCUGUAGAAUCUACUCGUCUUAUAAAGAAGUUUGAUAACGUGAAAUGAAUAAGUGCAUUAGAGAUCCAAUAGGACGAACGUUGCGUGAGCCAUCUUAACUGUGUAAAAGAAAAAGAUUGAAAAUAUUGGAAACAUCUCGUUUUAAAAAAUAUUUCGCUAGUAUUUAUGUGUGACAGACAUAAGUUAACGUUACAUUGAGUUCUGUUACGAAAAAUCAGUCUCCAUUUCGUAGUACACUUACGAAUUUAUCGUUAAGCUAUAAAUUUAAUGGUUUAUACAAAUUUUUAUUUAAAAAACGAUUCGUUUUCAGUAUUAGAAUGUUUCAAAUUGUCUGAUUCGAUAAAUACUGUGGUGAUCUUUCUAUAAUUCUGGAAAAUUACAUCUCUAAGAGAAAGAUGCUCGCGUGACCGCCGUUACUGUCGGAGGAUUAUGUUCCUACAGAAUGCAGGACAGUAGAAAGCUUACCAAGAGUUCGCGCAGUUUGGGCGACAAGGCGUCGUCGUUGUAAGUAUCGUUGAAAGGACCUCUGUUACCUGGCGAGGGAGACGUUAGUUGUUGCGACGUGAGUGAUUAUCGAAGAGUCGAAGAUUGUGACAAUAUGUAAAGUGCGUGCUUAGGCGGGUGACGCCUGAGACUCUGACUCUGUCGGGUUUUAAAGUUCUGAGGUAGUCGAGUCGAGUGUUUCAACAAGUAUAUAAAAUUAUAAAUCAUCUAGUAGAAUGUUGGAUGAAAAUAAUUUAGGCUUUAUUUCAUUACUUUGCUUCGAAUGUAAACAACCUUUGUAAAGAAAGGAAAACAGGGUUGGAUUUGAAGAAUUUGAAAAUCGUGUAGAAGGCUGAUACAGGGGAAUUUAAUAAAUAUAAUAAAGGAUUAAUUCUAAAUUGCAUUCGCAAGAAACAACAUGGAGAAUAUAACUACGAUUAAAGUUCCUAAAUUUAUAUUCGAUUCAUCAGUCGUCAUCUUCAUAGGUAGCAUCUUUUUAUCUUCUCACAGAGAACAAGAGGAAAGAACGUAUCGAAGGAAAAAUGAUAAAGUGGGUAGUCGCUUUAAUCAGAAAUAUAUGUGAUGAAGUUAUCCUUACGAUUUAACGCUCACGUUGAAAGUUUCAAAAACUACGAACGUGCAAAUAAAAGGUUUAAUAAAGACUCAAACGAAUGUCAUCAAUAUUAAAUUAACGUCCAUGAAAUUUACAAUACCAGGGAAAACUGAAUGUAACUAGAUGAAAAAUUAUAAUGACUACAUAAAGGCUCUAUUAGACGAGCUAAUUAGUCAUGUCCCUCAAGAGGCUACUGCUUGUUUUUUUGGGCUCACAGUUUUUACGCACCGAAGUGCAUAAUUCCAAUGGACAAACAAAGAAGAUCUAUUUAUCGACUACGCAGAAACUUUAAAGCGGACAGUCAAAGGUUAGCUUCAUGCUUAGAAGAAAUAAUCUAUCGCUUCGGUAAAUAAGUCGAGCGCUAUUCAGUUCCCGGCUUGUAGGGAAACGAAAAUGGCGUGUAACCGAAGCAGAGGAGCUUGUUAAUCCGUGUGGCGGUAGUUUCGAUCGGUGCCGUCUAACUUUAGGGAAUCACGUUUAAUUUCCGAACUUUUCUCGUCGCGACACGACCCCGGGAAAACCUCACACUUCGUUUGUGAAGAUCGUAGCUUCCGUUUUGAUUUGAAAUUUCCAAGAAAAAUGUCGAACGACACAAAUGGUAAAAUGGUAAGUUCGUUCUAUGCACAAGAGUACCAUUCUUUUUUCACAUAGAACUACGUUCCGGGUCGUUGUUCACUAAUUAAAAAGCAUCUUGUACGUGUAUCGAAUUCUAAAUUCCGUUGAAUUGUACGAAAACAUAUAUUAUAUAUGUAUAUAUAUUAUAUAUCAACUGAUAAAUUGUUCAGUACAAAAUUAUUUAAAUUGUAUCGCGGUGAGGAAUUGUUAGAGAAGUUUUUGAGACAAAGAGAAGUUUUAUUAAACGAACGAUUGUAAAAAUUAAUUGGCGAAGGACAUAUACUCUCCUUCGCCGAAAUUCAAAAUGGAGGAAGUGAACUUCGCGGGCUGACUCGCGUCGUUCUAUUUGUAAUGCCGAAUGUGAAACGCGAAGUAUUCGGGAGAGCUAUUGAAAAUGAAUUUUAUAUGGAGACUAAUAUAUUAUCGAUUAAAACGAGAUAAUAGAUAUAUUGAAAUGAUUAAACGUGAAUCAGUGAAUAUUUAUGCUACCGAAGGAUGGAAGAUCUCUUAAGACGGCGAGAACUAUUGUUACUCGGUUAAGUGCGGUGUUCUCACAAUUGUCAUGCAAGUUUUGUUCAUUCUUCCUUCGAGAAUCAUUGGAGAAUAUAAUGGUCAUUGAAUUUGUUUAUUUUUAUAAUACACGAAUGAAAGUUUUAUAAGCGAGAAAUGUUGACGCGACUGCGGACGAGACCGGAAGUUUCGGAAACUACACGUGCAUUAUGUGUAUAUACGUAUGUAUAAUGAUGUACCGGUUAACUAUUGUAAUCGUUGUCGCGAUGGUAUAGAUUCUAUUAACUAACAUUUUGUUCUCGGUGCUGAUGCACGGCCUCUGACGGGUGCAUACCUCGCCCCCUCAUCGGUUCUCUUCUGUUCAUUUUUUAUAUAGAUCAAGCAAUAAACGUAUUGGUUCAACAA